AUGGGAAUAACCCAAUACGUGAGGCCAAGACAAAUUCUUCAAUUAAAGAAAAAAGAAUCAAAGGGGGCAUUCAUUUAUCUUCUUGUCCUCAUCGAAAACCAUCAGAAACAGGUACAGGUACAGGUGCAUCCCCUAACCUUAACAUUUACUUCUCUUGACCCCGUUUUCUGUCCUCACAAGUCACCACUACUAACCCCUCGUUAUUUUCGUUUCGUUUCGUUUCUCCACUUAAUUCAACCCUUCCUCUCCCAAUGGCUAAAGAUUCUUAAUUUUUUAUCGCACAAGAGAGAAAAGGCAAAAGGGUAUCCGAUUCUGGGUUUAAUAAUACGAUCUGAUCAGAGGUUAAGGAUAGAUGAAGCGUUCACUCUCCGGCGGCGGCGACGGUGCUCCGGCCACCGUGGAGGACAGGAAGAUGAAAAAGGCAAAGCUGGUAGAGAACAACAACGAAGGAAGAAGUGACGGUGGCGUCGUUUAUCUGGAUGAGAACAUGCUAUUCGAGGUGCUGAAGCACGUGGACGCGAGGUCGCUAGCUAUGGCGGGUUGUGUGAGCAAGCAGUGGCACAAGACGGCGCAGGAUGAGAGACUUUGGGAGUUGAUCUGCACGAAGCAGUGGGCAAAUACAGGCUGCGGGGAGCAACAGCUCCGAUCCGUGGUCCUUGCGCUUGGUGGGUUCCGUCGUCUUCACUCUCUGUACCUUUGGCCUCUCUCUAAGCCCCACGCAUCUUCCUCGUCCUCUUCUUGGGCUUCGAUCCCUCACAUGAUUCGGUCGAAGCCUCGUUUAGGGAAAGACGAGGUUCACCUCUCUCUGUCUCUCCUCUCUAUUCGAUACUACGAGAAAAUGAAUUUCAAUAACAGAAACAGAUGAGUAAAAUUUCCCUUCUGUUGUCCUCUAUCUGCCUUUGACUUGGCGUUUGUGUUUGUGUUUUUUUUUUUUUUUUAAUUUUAUUUUCGUGUAAUUUUGGUUUUCAGUUACCAGAUCUGCAUUUUUAUUUACUAUUAAAGGCGAUUAAGCUAAGCUGGUAGCCUAGUUGUGUAAAUUGGGAAUGGAUGUAUUAUUACGCCUAUGAAAAAUCUUAGGUUGAUUUAUGAUAUAUGAUAUGAUAUGUCUGUGUCUAUGUUGGGAUUGAAUUGCUUAUUUUGUGUGGUUUGCAAAAUAGUUUAGCGUUUGGGAUAUGGGGAAAGUCAAGUCAGGAGACGGAAAAAAAGAGGAUAUUAUUCUCUGCAGAUUCAUAGGAAUUGGGUAGUGGGUAUGGGGAAGAGAAUUGCCGAAAUUGGAUAAAGGGUGUAUUUGAAUGCGCACAAGGUGACAGAAGCAAAUGCCUUAGUUGUAAUAAAUGUCUGGUACUGCUUAUGCUUUCUGGCUCUUACUUCGGCCUAAUCGGUAAAAGACACACAGAUCAGUUAGGGCAUCGUUUGGAUUCUGCAAAAGCCAAAUUUUUCUCUAGGGACAAAGAUGUGUUUGUCGCAUUUGUGCUCCCUAUUCGUUGUUUUAUAUACUGAACGUUGUUUGGGCUCUGGACUUGUGAACAGAAUUGGAACUUUUGGACUGAUACCAACAAUGCUAUUUUUUUUUCC
Molecule: messenger RNA, 1575 nt
Organism: Gastrolobium bilobum
Lineage: Eukaryota; Viridiplantae; Streptophyta; Magnoliopsida; Fabales; Fabaceae
Product: F-box protein GID2-like
Exons: 1
Coding region: 353-865 (170 amino acids)
Biological process (GO): regulation of gibberellic acid mediated signaling pathway
Cellular component (GO): SCF ubiquitin ligase complex
Molecular function (GO): protein binding
Source: RefSeq, a predicted model, not a curated record